GGCUCGAAGUGCUCGUUUAGUUCCGGGAUCAUUGCCCUUUUGAGAUUGGGCCAAGAUGACCAGGCCUACGAGCAACAUCUCCCGACGCCGGCCAGGGCUGGCCGUGGCGGUCCUGGUGCUGGGCGCGUGGCAAGGAUACAACUUCCUGGGCCUCAGCGAGGCUCCCAAGAAGCCGCCGCCGCCGACCACGCGCCACGCCUCGGUGGUCGACAGCCUGAAAAACCCUGUGAAAACCGUCUCGGAGACGAUUGAUGAUUUCUACAAGGCCUAUCCCCAGCCACCAGUGUUGCCAAUGUAUAGGAGCUUCCUGGUCGACUUCAUCACUCAGACUCACCUGACCAGCGUGGACUCUAGAUUCAAGUAUGACGCCAUCUUCGCCUUGGGCAUGAGGCACUACUUCACCGGCCUGAUGGGCAACUACGAUAAGUUGGUGAUGAGUGAGGAAUCCGAGAAGAUUUGGAAGGCCCUGGUGACAGCCAUGGGCAUGAAGCCAGAUCAGGUUGUCGCGGAUGCAGAGACUGUUGCCAGCUACGCCAGCUCUACCUCCCCAGCCGACAUUCUGAAGCACAUGGAGGGCACGGAGAAGGCCUCGGAGUCCAAAGUGGGCGCCGCCUUCGAGUCCAUCAGGUCGUCUCUUUACAGCAUUACCUUCAGCAUGGGCCUCUUCCGCAUCAUGGAGCUGAGUGGCGUCGACGUCACGAAGGCCAAUGCGGAGGAAUGGGCUAAGGCAUUGAAGAUCGAGCCUCCGUCGAAGGUCACCUCAGACUUUGAGACCUACAAGCAGAACCAGGUGAAGCUGCAGAAGGCGGAGGAGAUGCUUCGAGAGAUCGAGAUCCGCGAGAAGAAGAAGCUUGCAGAGAGGCUCGAGGCUAAAGCGAAGGCGCUUGCAGAGAAGGCUGCAAAGAAGGAGCCAGAGGCAGCUGCCUCGUGAGCAAGGCAACCUGUUUCCCACCGGGCAUUGGGAGAUGUCCUUUAUAUAGGGACCAAUUUCUGAGUGGUCAACUUCUGUUGGCCAUGGGAAGAGUUUCGAGCAAUUUUCACGGCGCGAGCAGUUUGCGUCAGCCGCGGU
Molecule: messenger RNA, 1069 nt
Organism: Effrenium voratum
Lineage: Eukaryota; Dinophyceae; Suessiales; Symbiodiniaceae
Source: the annotation of a GenBank genome assembly